This is a messenger RNA of Penaeus indicus, 1788 nucleotides long. RefSeq names its product adenosine deaminase-like protein. The transcript is spliced from 9 exons. NCBI's taxonomy places the organism in Eukaryota, Metazoa, Arthropoda, Malacostraca, Decapoda, Penaeidae. Gene Ontology annotation, molecular function: adenosine deaminase activity. The coding region runs from base 106 to 1170 and encodes 354 amino acids. The record is from RefSeq and is a predicted model, not a curated record. Gene Ontology annotation, biological process: adenosine catabolic process; inosine biosynthetic process.
UUUCACAAGCUCGUUAUCCCUCGUCAUCGUCGCUAAUACUUUUCUCUUAAAAAUAACUGCUGAUUAUUAGUAUCUUUCUUUUUUUCUCCCAAUUUACACUUCCAGAUGGAUUUAAGCGCAUACUGCAAGAGAUUACCGAAGAUUGAACUUCAUGCUCACCUCACAGGAUCUCUGAGUGAUGCCACAGUGCUUAAGCUUCUGCGAGCGAAGCAGGCAGCGGGUGGGGCCAACCUCCCCCAGUCCGCAGAGGUUACCAUCCAGCGAGGCCACAGACGCACACUUGAGGAGUGUUUCGAAGUCUUCAGGAUACUACACUGCCUAACGGAUAAUCUCAGCGCAAUAAAGACUAUAACGAGAGAUGUUAUUCAGGAGUUCGUAGCGGACAAUGUGUGCUAUUUGGAACUGAGAACGACCCCAAAAGCAAUUCAUGGAGUAAUGACCAAGAAUCAGUAUAUUGAUACAGUUCUCGAGGCUAUGAUAGAAGAAAUGAAUCAGAACGCUAUUACCAUUCGAUUACUCAUUUCCAUCGACCGUUCUCGUGGCUUGGACGAUGCAUGGGACACUCUGCAGUUAGCUAAGCAAUAUGCUGCUCAUGAACGCUUUAAAAACCUUCUAUGCGGAAUGGACAUAAGUGGGAAUCCCCAGGCUGGAAACCUUGUUGAUUAUAUCCCCGUACUGCGAGAAGCAAAGCAGUCUGGACUCAAGCUCUCAGUUCAUCUUGCGGAGAUUCUAAAUGAAAAGGAAACACUGGAACUCUUGAAGACUGAACUUAUAGACAGAAUCGGUCAUGGGACGUUCAUUCACCCGGAGACAGGCGGGUCACAGGAGCUGUUGCAGCUUGUCAAAUGUCAGGCUAUUCCACUUGAACUGUGUCUCUCAUCAAAUAUUAAAUCUGGGACAGUCAAAAGUGCAGAGGACCAUCACUUUGCCUGCUGGAGGAAGGAUAAGCAUCCAGUUGUUAUAUGUACUGAUGACAAAGGUGUCUUUUCAACCACACUCAGUGAAGAAUACAAAAUAUGUGCAGAAACAUUUCAUCUCAAAAAGACAGACCUUCAUGAGUUGUGUCUUGCAGCUGUUGAAAUGACCUUCUUGUCACAGGAAGAAAAAGAUAGAUUAAGGCAAACUAUUGAUAAGGAGCUUGAUAAGUUAAAACAAAUAGAAUCAGUAUGAUACGGUAGUUUAUUUUGAUGUGUGUAUUGAGCAUAAUUACGAGGUAGAUUUCCCAGUAAUUCAUUAUUAAAUGAAUAACUGAAUAAAUAAAUAAUGAAUUAUAUUCCUGUUUGUCACAUCAAAAGUGAUCAGACAAGUAAUCAUAUGUAUGUAUAGAUGGAAUAAAAACUCAGGGACUCCAACAUGGGACAAGACAAAUCUAACCACCAGUAUCGUAUGUAUGGUCUUCGUGUGUGUGACUGUGCAGACUUUGGCAUUGUGUUUGUCAUGAGGCUGCCAGCUGCAUGGCAAGUGUGUUCAGUUUGGCUAUUAUUAAUUCAAAGUAUAGUUCAUAUAAGAGAAAUUGGAUAAUAAUUGAAAUGGCUGAAUUUGCAGAGUGCCUUCCAAAUUAAAUUAAUCAUAUUUUUAUAUUUUCCCAGUCUUUUUCAUACCUUCUCAUACCAGUACCAUACCAGUACUUAGUUGUGAGAGAGAAAUACACUGAAGCCAUAGCAUUAUUCCUUGUAUUCUGUUGUACCAACAUACCCUUAUAAUCCCCAUCUUCAGGUAAGAGUAUUCCGCAAGAUUAGACUUCUAAUUCAACAUCAAAAAAAGUAAUGUCUCUGCAGAUAGAUUGCU